Messenger RNA from Rhodotorula graminis WP1, 873 nucleotides. RefSeq lists its product as uncharacterized. The transcript has 4 exons. The coding region runs from base 1 to 873 and encodes 290 amino acids. NCBI's taxonomy places the organism in Eukaryota, Fungi, Basidiomycota, Microbotryomycetes, Sporidiobolales, Sporidiobolaceae. The record is from RefSeq and is a predicted model, not a curated record.
AUGUCUCUGCGCAGCGCACGAUCCUUGCUCAGUGCCGCACAGCACCACGCCGCGCCGUCGACCUCGCGCGCGCUGUCGUCGUCUGCGCCCGCGGCGGCCAAGGGCGUCCUGAGCCCGCUGCACAAGACGGCCAUCCUCCGGCGAGAGCGGGCGGCCAAGGGCGCGGGCAGGAGCGGCCAGGGCGGCAACGAGAACAAGGUGCUCCCUCUCGAGGACGCGGCCAAGCUCCUCAAGGAACGGUCACGCAAGACGCCCAACGCCGCCUUCGAGAUCAACAUCACGACCAAGCCCUCGGGCUCGGUCCAGCUCAACGCCCUGCGCGGCCGCGUCUUCCUCCCGCACUCGUGCACGUCGUCGACCAAGCGCGAGACGCUGUACGUCUUUGCGCAGGGUGCCGCCGCACAAAAGGCGCGCGACCAAGGCGCCGACGUGGUCGGCGGCGAGGAGCUCAUCGAGCAGCUCCUGAACGGCUCGCUCGCCGUGCCCGACAAGCUCAUCACGACGAGCGACAUGUUUGCCCUGUUUCAGCGCAACCCGCAACUCGCGCGGUUGCUCGGCCCGAGGGGCUUGAUGCCGAGCGUCAAGCGUGGCACGGUCGCCGACGACGUCGAGCAGGCGAUCAAGGAGGCGCGCGGUGGGUUGGACUGGAAGGGCGACAGCAAGGGGGUCGUCCGUGCCGCGAUCGGCCGCCUGCACUUUCCGCCCGACAACCUCGCCGACAACGUCCACACGCUCCUCGCGUCCGUGUCCGACAUUGCCCUCGGCGGCACCGGCGCUGUCAACGGCGUCCCGGCGCGUGUCAAGCGACCCGCCAUCACGCGCGUCCUCAUCUCGUCGACCCAGGGUCCAGGGAUCGAGCUCGCAGACCUGUAG